AUGACGGCCAUCGACUCCUUCUCCACUCCCGACCUCUAUCGCCGGAUUCAGACCGGAUUCGCGCCGGGUAAGCUUGAAAUGAUUCUUUACGAUAGUCAUCUUCAAUUACUAUUCUUUUGUCAUCAUUUUUUUGGACUUCUAACAUCCGUAUUUUAGCUGUCCGAACCGUAGCACAGACUGGAGUUGACCUGCAGACUCAUCAUACCGGUAAGCUGCUGAAGUUCGGUGUUUGUAAGAGAGAAAGUUUGAUAUUUCUUUGUUUAAUUUGUAAGACAAAGGUGAAAGGUUGUUUUAAUUUAAAAGUGAUUAAUAUUCUGCCGAAAUUCUUUGUCACAAUAUGUAGGCGUAGUUCUGGAACGCACUCCUUUUUACUGAAAAAUUUUUAUUCGGGUGUCAAGCUAUUGUUUCAGAGUAUCAAAAAUCGAUUGAAGUCCAUCUAAAAGCCCUCAAAUCCCUCGCGGAAUCUGGGGAAGGGCCCUUCGAGCAGGCCAAUCAGUUCUGCAAAGAAUUAUCCGACAUUACAGUUGUCUUUGAAAAGAUGCAAAUAUGUGAAGAGCAAUGGGUAGGUUUCAUUAUUUUGAUCUCAUCUUUUUUAGUUCAAAGCUUUUGUCAAUUUACUGACCGCCAUUGUCAGAUUCAGUGAGACCGAGAAAGAAAGGGUUAAGGAAAUGACUCAUAGAUACUUUAAAGAUGAAAAGAAUGCGGCCAAACACAGCAAGAGGACUCAGGUGAGUUGAGAUAACAAGGGAAGAAUGUCUUUGCCUUUUCAGAACCCAACAGAAUUAAGCGCAUUCCAUCAAGAACAGUACAGACAAGCGCAGAAACAGUACUGUCAGAGAUACGCUUACUUUGCAAAGAACUAUCUCGAACUUUUGAGGAAAUUAAAGGAGUCCUACAAGGCCAAGAUUGAAAUCGCAGAGAACCAAUUACUCAUCUCCGACUCAGCAGAAGCUCUUAAGAAUCUGGAGGAAGUUGUGAACAUUAAUGACACGUUGAGAUCCAAGAUUUCUGUCGCCGUUUUGGGGGAGAAUAGAGAUAAUAGAAGUGAAAUUGGACAGAGUUUGAAGUCAAGACAAGGCACGCAAUACUCUGCUCAGACCCAAGAAGUGAAAGCAGACCAGCCGGAAGAAGAGGAGACCAUCUUCAGAGUGUCGGAGGAAGCUGUACCGGAGAAUCAUAGAAUUAAUGUAGAAUCUAAUGAAGCAUACCACAACGAGAUUAUUGCCACACAUGAGGAUGAGGAAGAACAUCCCGUAAUUGUGACUCAAGAAGUGAAAGAAGAAGUUACCGAAAAACCGAACAACGUUUAUGUUGUUCACGUAAGUUGUUGCAGGAUUUAAGUGUUGUUUAAUUCAAUGUUUCCUGAUUUAUUUUCUUUUAGACCACCACUACUUACACAAGGUCUGAGAGAGGUUCGACCAAGAAUCAUUCAAGUCCGAGCACUCCCCAUUCAGUCCGUCGAGUUGAGAGAGUUCCGAGUAUCCCGGCAAGUGUCCAGACUGACGACAAAGUCGUCCCGAUUGUCCCAAUCUCUGUCAGAUCAGAGGCUAAGGUAGUUAACUCCAACGAAGUCAAAUCCCAUAGCCCGGUGAACGAGAGAACGAGCAGAAAUUACUUGGAAGGUAAGGAUUACCAAAGUAAUACUAAAUGUACAAAAAAAUUUCUUUGAGUCAAAUUAAUUUAAAAAAAUUGCUUGUAGAAGAACGCCCAGAGACCCAUGAAUACGAAUACCUCGCCGGUGGUGCUAAGCGUCACAAGGUACUGCCUCCGGGCAUUUACAAACCCACCCCGAUCAUGGGCCUUGUCCCCAAGGAAUCGAAUGGAUUUGAUAAAUAUCCGGAUAGGUAUGAGAGGUUCGAAAAUAAGUAUCAAAACGCGAGUUAUCAUCCCCAAGUAGUUCGACCAAAUGUCUAUGACACCGACAGACCCUCAGGGCAUUCCCGACAGAACUCAGACUUCUUUGCUUACCACAGUCGGAAUCAAUCAACUGAUAGUGCCAAUGUUUACAGUAAGUAUUAUAAGGGUCAAUUUGAAGAAGAUGCCCAUGUAUUUGUAGAUCCUAUUCCUUUGCCAGGCCUUCACAAUUCUCGACAGCCACCUCCAAAGUAUAUUAAACCAUCUGAAGCUCGUAAGUCAAUCAUUUUACAGCUGCUUGACUUCGAAAUUUGCCCAAUAUAAAUUAAUGUUGGGUUUCAGCGCGACCAAUAUUUUCAACGUCAAAUUAUGGUCGUUGGCUGGAGGUUGUGACCAGCUACGAAGCCCAAGGAGAACAUCAACUGAGUCUGACUGCAGGGGAUCGGAUUAAACUCAUCAAAUCAGGAACGCGAGGAUGGGUUUUGGGAAGGACCAUUGAAGGGCGGUAAGUGGUUUUUUGUACUUUAAUAGGUGAAUAAUUUCCUUUUUACAUCAUAAUACAUGUUCUUCUUUAGCCAAGGUUGGUAUCCUGCCAAAUUCCUCCGAUUAAAUUAA
Molecule: messenger RNA, 2469 nt
Organism: Bursaphelenchus xylophilus (pine wood nematode)
Lineage: Eukaryota; Metazoa; Nematoda; Chromadorea; Rhabditida; Aphelenchoididae
Source: the annotation of a GenBank genome assembly